Letharia columbiana is the source of this 675-nucleotide messenger RNA. RefSeq lists its product as uncharacterized. NCBI's taxonomy places the organism in Eukaryota, Fungi, Ascomycota, Lecanoromycetes, Lecanorales, Parmeliaceae. The coding region runs from base 1 to 675 and encodes 224 amino acids. Gene Ontology annotation, molecular function: acyltransferase activity, transferring groups other than amino-acyl groups. The transcript is spliced from 3 exons. The record is from RefSeq and is a predicted model, not a curated record.
AUGUCUGACUUCGCCCUCUCUCCUGCUACCCUUCCUGAUCUACCUGGCAUCGCCAAGGUCUCCACAGCCGCCAUGAUCGAAAGCCGGCACACAAUGUCCUACUGGAUGUUUCCGCCGGACAACGAGAACGCGAUCUACGAAUGGCGGCUAAACGGUAUAACAAAUACGUUCAACAAUAUUUCAUACUGUAUCUACACCAAACUCGUCGAUACUAAGGUGGGCAAAAUCGUAGCAUUCGCGCUGUGGGAGGCGCCUCACCCACCCGAGACGGAGGAGGAGAAAGCCAAGAAAGAGCAAGAGAAGAAAGAGAACGGUGACAAAGAUGACAAGCUGCCGAAAGGUACCAAAGCUCAACUUUUGCACGACUUCGAUGCCGAGACCCAGAGGAUGAGGGCGAAAUAUGUCGACAGGGAGAAAGACUACAUCUUGAGAGCUAUUGCUACUCUCCCAGAAUACCAAGGCAAAGGCUGCGCAUCAAAAUUGCUUCAAUCCGGGCUAAAGAAGAUCGACGCCGAAGGCGCCAAGACUUGGCUUGAGGCAACCCCACAAGGGCAAUCCUUGUACGCAAAAUUUGGCUGGAAAGUUGUCGAUGAGAUCAUUUUUGAUCUCGAGAAAUAUGGCUGUGGUGAAUGGGUGCAAAGAACCACGGUCAUGAACAGGAAAGCGCAAAUGUAG